Molecule: messenger RNA, 3112 nt
Organism: Mauremys mutica (yellowpond turtle)
Lineage: Eukaryota; Metazoa; Chordata; Testudines; Geoemydidae
Gene: GNG12
Product: G protein subunit gamma 12
Exons: 6
Coding region: 489-710 (73 amino acids)
Biological process (GO): G protein-coupled receptor signaling pathway
Cellular component (GO): heterotrimeric G-protein complex
Molecular function (GO): G-protein beta-subunit binding
Source: RefSeq, a predicted model, not a curated record
CACUCGGUGAAGCUCCCAGCCGAGGGGGCAGCAGGCAGCGCCCCGCCCCCUGGGGCGAGGGGCACAGAGAGGGCGUCUCCCUGCCUGGCUCGGGCGCCGGCAAACCCUGGGUCCUGUGACGGGCGGGACCGCUCCGGGCUCGGCCAGCGCCGCCGCCUCCCCCGCCCGGGGCCAGGCGGAGCCAGCAGCCGGAGGAGGAGCGGGUGAGAGGUCGGCCAGCUCCGGUCGCCCACAGAGGCUGAGUCCCGGGCAGAGAGGGCGGCGGCGGCUCGCGGCGCCCGGCGAUUUACUACUCUGAUUAAACCUGAACAAGCUGGGACAAGUGGAAAGACUGCUUGUCUAGGUUAAAGAAUUUGCCCAAGGUAACACACCCACUGUGUGGCGGAGCUAGAAACCGAACACAGAUCUCCUGACUCCUACUCCAGUGUUUUGACCACGGGACCAUCUCUGCCCUACAUGCUGUAAGAGUUUGAGAGAUUUCAUUGAAAAUGACUAGCAAAACAACUAGCACAACAAACAAUAUAGCUCAGGCACGAAGAACUGUGCAGCAGUUAAGAAUAGAAGCUUCUAUCGAAAGAAUAAAGGUAUCAAAAGCAUCAGCAGAUCUCAUGUGCUAUUGUGAAGAACAUGCCAGGAAAGAUCCUUUACUAAUGGGCAUACCUGCUUCUGAAAACCCUUUCAAGGAUAAAAAAACAUGCAUUAUAUUAUAGCAGAGCAGAAAAAGAAGCCAAAUCCUAUCCAGAUUAUGAUCAAGCAAUUGUAAUUGGAUGGCCUUUCCAUAACAUCACUGAUGUACAAAUAGCCUAAUAAAGUUUAUAUACAAGUCUUGUGUAUUGAUGGAAUAAGUGAGUGGAAAGAAAACAAUACUGACUUCUAGUAGGUUACCAAUGUUUUUUUGUGUGGGGGGGGUGUUUCCCUAUAGCCAGCUAUACAAUGCCUGAAAUUGUGAUCUUCUGUAAUGAUAUUUACAGAAAUUAUUAACCACUUUUAAUUUACUGUUUUAUGUUGCAUGUGUCUAAUUUUGUAUUAAAUUAUAUAGACACUGUUAAUAAUGUUAUGUUUUUAACACACCUCCUUUCAAAAAUCUAAAUUUGAGACAUCCUGUAAGAAAAAAUAAAUGCACGGAUUGUUCUGUGCUGACAUUCAAAUUAUUUUUAUAAUUAGAAUAUUUUUCUAAUAAGUUCAAAACAAUCCAGAUUUUCACUGAUUGUAUUCACCAUAUUUCAGUCAUUUUAUAAUGCGUCUUGUUAAAAAUAGUAAUUAACUUAGCUAUAUGCGUUCAUAACUGAGCUACUAGCAGCAGUCAUGCUGUAUUUCUUCAGUUCUGUAAUAUCUUGGUUUUUUCAAAGUAACUUUUUACAACCAAAAUAUUGCCCUUUUGUUGAUCUAUUAUGGCCCGUGUUGUCAGCAAUUUGUGGCUAAAUGUUUGAACCGUUUAGAACCCAAAUGAAUAUAUGAAAAUGUAAUGUAUGCAAAUAUGGUGAUACAAAGGUCAUUUUGAUACUUGGCUCUUUCUCUUUGGCCAUUUCUAAGCAAUUGGUUUAUGCUCCUUCUUACUCAUAGAAUUUCAUGUCAGAAGUAUUCAGCUAAAUUCGAACUUUACAAACUCGUCUUAUAACUACUUACGUUGCAUUAAUUUGAGUAAUGAGUUGAACUGCAGACUUCUUUAAACUGCAGAUUUUCUUUUGACCUGAAUCCAUUUUGUUCAGUUACGACUUCCAUAUCCAAAUCUAUUCAGCAUUUUUACAACUGGAGUCAUAAGUGCCAUGAUUGUGUUUUUUAAGUUACUGAAUCAAAACAUGUAAAUGAUACAUUUUAAAGUAUUAUCACAAACGUUGCCAUAAAACAUACGCUACUGGAAAUAUUUUCAUAAACUCGGACAUGACUCAGUGCCCAUUGAAGUCAAUGAGAAUUUUGCCAUUGACUUCAGUGGGAGUAUGAUGAGACUUGGGGUGACUAGCAUACUGUACUUGUAACCUGUUGAAAGUAUCUUCAUAAAUAUUAGGAUUCUAAAUGUUCAUAGUGCCACAAUGUAUGCCUGUUUUUAAAGGAUGAGUUAAUAGUGAUCUAUUUACCUCUGUUUAAUCUGAAGUGUAUUUUUCUACUUUUUUCAUACACUUUUGACAUCUUUGCAAUGCAAGGACAAAUAGCAACUGUUUAAUUCCUUCUUAAACUUAUGCAUUUAAAUAGCAAAAGAUUUUUAUUAGAACAUAAUUGCCCUUUUACCCACAUAUAUAUGAUUAGAAAUAGGGUGCCAGCUUCUUUCAGAUGCCUUCUAACUUUUAGCCUAAAACACAUGGAAACUAUAAUAAAACAGUAAAAUACCACUGACUGCUUCUGAUUACUUUUGUGUAGGUUUUUAAAUAAACUCUGUGUAUUGUAUUUUAAACACAAUAUGUAGUGUCAUCUGAAGGUUCAAACAGCUACUUAUGUUUUUAUAUUACUCUUUAAGUAUACAAAAUGCAGUAUAAAGUAGACCUUUUUGUUUGAUGAACUUGUGAAGAGAAUGAGUCAUGCAGAUUGGGAAGAAUUGGGAAGAUAUAUGGACUUUCUAGUUAGUGAGAUGAAAUAAUGAAAACCAAACCACCCCAAAUUCAUAGCUGUUGGGAUAUUGGAGGUUGCAGGAAUGAUUUUCAGCCAGGCUAGCUAAGCGGAACCACAGUACUGCAACUUACUUAGUGCUCUGAGUGCAGAUACCUCAAAUGUAAAAUCUUUGUGAUGUAAAAUGAACCUGAUAUUAUUCCAGAAAAUUUUAGGGUUCUUUUUCUUAAACUAAAAGGCCCAUUUGCUUGGUUCCCCGCCCCCUCUGGGUUUACUAAUUUGAUUGUUUUAAUACUGUGUUGUUUUGUAUUGUAAUUGUAACUUCAGAUUCACAUGAAUGUUGUCACAAUGAUUUGCCUUUGACUUACAAAUGGCUUUAUGAAAUCCUUUUGUUUUCUCUAACAUGAUUUUGCCAUUCACCAGUAAGCCUCUUAAAGUAGUUCAUUGUGGUCUUUGUAUGGAACAGGGCUUCUUAUGAGAGAAAAAACUAUUAUCCAAGAGAAUUUGAUGGAUGGCUAAUGUUCAAUAUCAUGGAUAUGAAAUACUUUAUUAAAAAUAUCACUACUUUGUA